AUGCAAACAUAUGAUGUGGUGGACCAGGAGAUGUCAAACGGUACCUUUCAUCAUUACUUUGUGCCGGAUGGGGACUACGAGGAAAACGACGACCCGGAGAAAUGUCAGAUGCUUUUCAAAAUGACCGACGACCGAAGGUGCUCCGACGAGGACCAGGAUUCGGUGAUCAGGGAUGAUUUCACCAUCAUCAAACGGCAGCUCGAGGACUCUGCGCGUGUCCUGGAGGGGAUCGGGAAAAGCAUCUCAUACGACCUGGACGGAGAGGACGGUUACGGGAAAUACCUGAGGAGGGAGACGGCUCAGAUCAGUGAGGCGUUCACAAACUCCGAGAAAUCCCUGCUGGAGCUGGAGGUCAAAUUCAAACAGAGCCAGGAUGGCGAGCUGAAGGAGGAGCACCGGCUAAACGACGACUUUCUCAACAUGAUUGUGCACACGCGGGACGUCCUCAAGGAGACUUUGGACAUUUCUCUGGGGCUGAAGGACAAGCACGAGCUGCUGUCUCUGAUUAUCCGCAGCCACGGCACGAGGCUGAGCCGCCUGAAAAACGAGUACAUGAAGUUCUGAAAGCUUCUAAAAACCCACAGAAUCACUUUUACUCUGGAGCGCACGAAAUCCAAAAAGAUUACACAUUUUAUCUUGUGCGUUAAGUUAUGGCCAUGCGCCAAGUUAUUGUGUGCGCAAAACUCAUCAUGCACCAAAAUUGCUAUAUUGUACGCUUAAGAAAGCACCGCGUGCCUAAAUAUGCUGUUUUAUACCAAAAAUCAUGUGCGCACCACAUAGAAUAUGUUUAUCCUUUUGUUUUAUUUUGCACGCUCGGUGAUGAUCAUAUGCAAUAUGAUUUAAAAACAUGUUUUUUUGCAUAUCCUUAUUUUGCACGCGCAAGUUGUAUAUUUUACGCACGAGACAUCUUGUGCCAAAAUUGCUGGUGUGCACACGUUAGUGUUAUUUACGCACAUUACCUUGUGCCAACAACCUGUGCGCAAAUUGUUACACAUUUUUGACCCGUGCAGCCAAGCCAUUAUCCUUAGCGCACAACUUAAUUUACUCUCCUCCGGGAAUGUGCUUCCUUAUCAUGUCCGGCCCUUUCAAAGGGAGGGAACUUAGUUAACCAAGUUCUGUUUUUAUCUGUGAUGAAAUUCUUGCUGAUAUAGUGUAGCAAACUUUUUUUUGUGUGCACAAGAUAAAAAAUACCAUCUUUUUGGACUCCAGGGCCUGCCUUACAUAACAGUGUAUUUUAAUUUAUCUUUGUACUUGAUCAUAUGAGUAGGUGAAAUAUUAGUAAUUUUAGUAAUUAUCAGGGAUAUAAUCUUGGCAAUAAUAAAUAAAGUUAUUUGGAUUCUAUAUGUCACACAAACUCUUUAUUUCUUGGUAACACACACAAGGGGAGACACAUCCCGAUAUUUAAGUAUGGUGACUUAACCUCCAGCUAAAAAUUUGUUUUUAAAAGAUGGCCAUUUAAUGCCACAAUAGAUUUUUUUUUUAAUAGACUUUGAGUAAUUCUAUAAUGUCACAGCAAUUUUCAUAAUGUAACGGGUUUCAGUCUUUCUGCUCACAAAGUGAAUGAG
Messenger RNA from Thalassophryne amazonica, 1565 nucleotides. RefSeq names its product fin bud initiation factor-like. Lineage: Eukaryota; Metazoa; Chordata; Actinopteri; Batrachoidiformes; Batrachoididae. The record is from RefSeq and is a predicted model, not a curated record.